Molecule: messenger RNA, 6727 nt
Organism: Rattus norvegicus (Norway rat)
Lineage: Eukaryota; Metazoa; Chordata; Mammalia; Rodentia; Muridae
Source: RefSeq, a predicted model, not a curated record
GGCCAUUCCUUGAGUCUCUGCUCUAAACUUUGGUUCCAUGUCCCCUCCUAUGGAUAUUUUUCCCCCUUUUAAGAAGGAGUGAGAGCAUCCGCAUUUUGGCCAUCCUUCUUCUUGAGCUUCCUUUGGUCUGUGGAUUGCAUCUUGGCUAAUUCAAGCUUUUUGGCUAGUAUCCACUUAUCAAUGAGUACAGAAUCCUCAUUUCUUAGCUGUCUGAGUGCUUGACUCAUAAGCCUUUGCCACCAUGUGCAGCUGAAAUUUUUUCUUUUUAAAUAAGAAACAAGUAGAUAUUUGUAGAUCAAGUAAGAAAAAAAGGUUUUAAAUGCUCCCAGGUUCCCAGAAGAAUAAAGGCAGCCAUUCUCCUCAUUCUGUAUCUCUUCUGUGUCCAGCUAUUUAGCAUUUUUUUUAAUUGGGGACCAAAGACAGAUCCCUUGUUCUGUAUGUAUAUGCCUAAGGCAGAUAAAAAGCCAUCGAAAUUGAAGUGUUACAAUUUGUAGGAAGCAGUAUAAGGCCCCAUAUGUAGGAAAGACAUGCACGUAGAAUAAAAUUAAUUACUACAGUGUAGAAGCAUUGUCACUGAGCAGUAACGUCAAAGGCUGGAUGAGAAAAGUCAUUCGACUCAGCUGAGAGCUCACAAGUGCUCACCGGUGCUUAGUUCACUUGCCUGUGACUCACACUUACUUGUGCACGUAUCUAUUUUGAGGCAGGGUCUCAAUGUCUAUCACAGGCUGAUCUUGAACUCACAGAGGUCUGCCUGCCUCUGCCUCCUGAGUUGCUGGAAUCAAACAGCACACCUGGCCUGUAAUUUACACUUUUAAUACUAUAGUUGUUUUCUUUUCCCACCCCCUGAGGUUGGUAACUUCAAACUUUCUUCCUCAAUACCUCAGUGUAGUGAACACAGUAGCACCAGCAUAUCGUCCUGCACUGAAACCCUUGGGCCUCCAUUACCCACUCCUGAGUCUUCUUCUCACUGUGUCCCAGCUCUUCUCAGUUUUUCCAGACUAUUCAAUUAUUUUUGUCUUCACUUACUCUUGGAGUAAGGUCACUAUCUUUUGCCUGGAUUAUUGGAUUCUCAGUCAGACUCCCUACCACUACCUCAUACUUCCUCUUGUUUAGUCUUCACACAGCAUUUGUGUUUCUGCCUUGAAAUCCUCCACUGAGUUCAAGGCAAAGUCCAGAUUCCCAGAUGUGGCCCCCACGACUCUCCUGAAUCUGUCUCUCCUGAUUCCAUGCUCGCUUUCUCAUUUCCCAUCAUGCCUUGCUCUAGCUGACAGCCAACAGAGAUGUACAUUACAAAGGGAAGAGAAACGUGGGGCUGGAGAUAGUGAGUAGAGAGACCUGUUCCAGGCACAGCCUUGUUCCUGCAGUGUCACCGACUAGAAUGUAGAGACAGGCUGAUGAUCAGGGUGGCAGUCAAAUCAACACAGAGAGGAGCUUUUCAGUGCACAGGAUUCUGACAGCUGCCUAAUUAUUUAGAAAAGAAAUUAACGUAUCCCAGUUUCACUCCCUACCCCAAAUAACCACCAGUAAACUAAAAGCUUAAAUGUAGAGCCAUGCUAAAUUCUUAAAAAAUAUAAGCAAGAUAUUUGUUUGGAUGAUGAGUCAUUUUAGAGUGGCUGUGGCAUAAAGACUGAGUUCCACAAAGGAAGAGAAACCAAUCAAGUAACAGAAAAACACUGGGCUUUUCUAUACUUAAAAGGGAACAAACCCUGAAAUAAUGUUAAAGUUACAGGAAAAUGAGUAGAAAGGUUAUUUGUUGCGUUUCCAAUGGGCAUGAAUUAGGUUAAUAUCCUAAAUAAGGAGCUUUGAUGACUCAAAUAAUGAAAUACUCCAGUAAGAAAAUAUGGGAAGCCAGGCACAAGCAAUUCACAAGUCAGAGCACCGGAGAAGAAGUCACCUGAACUAGCAGUCAAAGGAACAAGAAUGGAGACUGUCGGGCUUGCCCCGCCCACCCCACUGGCCCACUCCACCCGCUCACCCUGUUCUGCUCUGGCUGAGAAAGAGUGAGGAGUGAAGAGUUUCGGGGCUUCCUACAGGCCCAGUCCUCUGAGCAGCUCACAUCAGAGGUGGGACAGACAGAGAUCUGUCUGUCCUCUGUUGUUGUUUGUUUCAUUCUGAACUCACCAUGUAGACCAGGCUGGCACCUGCUUCUGUCUCCCAAGUUCUUUUUAUCAACUGAGCCACCUCACCAGCUGGUUUAGGGUUUUAUUUUUAAUUAUGUGUAUGGGGGUGGGGUUGUGUAAAUGGGUACAGGUGCCUGCAGGAACCAGAGGCAUCAGAUUCCCUGGAGCUGGAGUAACUGACACUUAUGAGCUGGCUGACCUGGGUGUUGGGAGUUGAACUGAUGGCACUGAUAGAGCAGCACGUGGAUGGAAUCCUGAUCAUUUUUUUAAAAAAAAAAUAUUAAUUUUAUUAUUCUUAUUAGGUGUAUAUGUGUGUGCUGUGGCAGGGGUGGGGGGUAUUGUGUGUAUAACUGCAGGUGUCCUCAGCAUCCAGAGCAAGGUGCUAGGUCCCAUGGAGCUGCUCUUACAGGCUGUUGUGAGCUGUCUGAUGUGGAACUGGGAAGGAAACUCAGGUCCCCUGGAAGAAUAGUAAGUGCUCUUAGCCAUUGGGCCGUCUCUCCAGCUCCUUGCUUCUAAUUUUUCUUAUUGGAAAUUGAUUUAUUUACAUUGUAGGUUUGUGGCUGUGGAUGUGGGCACACACAGUGUAUAUGUGGAGGUCAGAGGACACCUGGGGAGUCUUCUCUCUUUCUGACCACGCGAGUCCUGGAGAGCACACUCAGGCUGUGGAGGGCUUGUAACUCAGUGUUCACUGCGUUAGAGAAGAGUCAAGAAGCGAUUGAGAUCACAAGUGAGGACCACAUCAUCCAGUAUGCAAACCCUGCAUUUGAAACAACAAUGGGUUAUCAGUCGGGAGAACUAAUAGGGAAGGAGUUAGCACAAGUGCCCAUCAAUGAGAAGAAAGGUGACUUGCUGGAUGCCAUAAAUUCCUGUGUCACAAUCGACAAGGAGUGGCAAGGAGUUUACCAUACCCAAAAGAAAAAUGGAGAUAACAUCCAACAAAAUGUGAAGAUAAUACCUGUCAUUGGGCAGGGAGGAAAAAUCAGACACUAUGUGUCCAUUAUCAGAGUGUGCAAUGGCAGCAAUAAGGUUGAGACCACAACUGAGUGUGUUCAGACUGAUAGUCAAACAGAUAGUCAGGCAGGCAAGCAUAAAGACAGGAGGAAACAUUCGAUGGACGUCAAAGCGGUUUCCUCCAGAACAAGCGAAGUUUCCAAUCAGAGAAGACAUUCCUCUCUGGCCCGGAUACAUUCUAUGAUGAUUGAGGCACCAAUCACCAAGGUAAUCAAUAUUCUUAGUGCUGCCCAGGAAAACAGUCCUGUGUCUGUGACAGAAGCCUUGAACCAUGUGCUGGAUAUCCUGAGAACCACUGAACUGUAUUCACCCCAGUUUAAUACUGAGGAUGACCCUCACGCCACUGACCUCGUUGGGGGCUUAAUGUCUGAUGGCUUACGGAGGUUUUCAGGAAAUGAGUAUACUCUUGCAACAAAAAGCCUUCGGCCAUCUUCAAGCCAGUUGGCCGUCCCCAUCUCCCUUCAUGAUAUCCCACCACGGAUUGCUCAGGUCAUAGAAAAUGAGGAGCAAUGGGACUUUGACAUUUUUGAGCUGGAAGCUGCAACCCAAAAUAGGCCUUUGAUUUAUCUAGGUCUCAAAACGUUUGCUCGUUUUGAAAUCUGUGAGUUCUUACAGUGCUCUGAGGCAACGCUGAAAUCAUGGUUUCAAAUUAUUGAAUCCAAUUACCAUUCCUCUAACCCCUACCACAAUUCCACGCACGCCGCGGAUGUGCUUCACGCCACUGCGUAUUUCCUUUCCAGAAACAAGUUAAAGGACACUUUAGAUCGCCUUGAUGAGGUCGCUGCCCUCAUCGCUGCCACCAUCCACGAUGUGGAUCACCCCGGGAGAACCAACUCUUUCCUCUGCAAUGCGGGAAAGGAGCUGGCCGUACUGUACAAUGACACUGCUGUGCUAGAGAGCCACCACGCAGCGCUGGCCUUCCAGCUGACCCUUGAAAAUGACAAAUGCAAUAUCUUUAAAAACACAGACAGGAAUGACUACCGGACACUACGCCAGAGUAUCAUUGACAUGGUCCUAGCCACAGAGAUGACAAAGCACUUUGAACACGUCAACAAAUUUAUCAACAGCAUCAACAAGCCUCUGAAAGCACAGAAAAACGAGGUUCAGGAAACUGGCAGAAGUCUGGAAGAUAUAAGAGCCAUGGUCAGGACUCCAGAGAGCCGGACUCUCAUCAAAAGGAUGAUGAUUAAGUGUGCCGACGUGUCCAACCCCUGCCGGCCCCUCGAGCACUGCAUCGAGUGGGCUGCACGCAUCUCAGAGGAGUAUUUCUCCCAGGUAAGGUGCUGCAUCUCAAGUCCACACACAGACACACACACACACAGACACACACAGACACACACAGACACACACACACACACAGACACAGACACACACACAUACACACACACACAGACACACACACACACACACAGACACAGACACACACACAUACACACACACACAGACACACACAGACACACACAGACACACACAGACACAGACACACACACUCACACACACACACAGACACAGACACACACACAUACACACACACACACAGACACACACACACACACUGACUCACACACACACACACACACACACACUGGAGGGAACACCAUGAGGCUACCAACUUAAAACUGGGAAAGAAAACUUUAAAAGAAAUUUUGUCUUUGAAAAAGAUUCAUUAUUUUGUACAUUUGUUGAUAAUAAAUUGUCAUCAAAUUGUCUUUCUUUUUAAGAAAGAUUUAUUUAUUUUAUGUAUAUGAGUACACUGUAGCUGUCAUCCGCUACACGGGAAGAGGGCAUCAGAUCUCAUUACAGAUGGUUGUGAGCCACCAUGUGGUUGCUGGGAAUUGAACUCAGGACCUCUGAAGAGCAGUCAGUGCUCUUAACUGCUGAGCCAUCCCUCCAGCCCCCAAAAUUGUUUUUCAUCAUCUGUAAAUGUGUUACAUUUUUAUGGUCCUCAUUCUUGUAGGACAUCUCUGCUGGGUUUGGAACCGUGGGUUGGCAGGUUUCUCCUAAAGCGCUGUCCCUCUCACAUCUCCCUGAGACAGCAGGAACACAGACUGCAGGUGUUUGCAGGUGUGGGAGUGGGCAGUGAGGGCCAGGAGUCCAGCAGUGGCAGGGCUUCACCAGAACUGUGGGCUUGCAUUUAAUCCAUACACUUACGAGGCAGAGGUGGGCAAACCUUGUGAGUUCAAGCCAGCCUGUCUGUCUACAUUAGAGAGUUCUAGGCUAGCCAGGGUUAUCUUGCCUCAAAAAAAAAGAAGGAAGAAGAGGACAAAGAAGAGGAAGAAGAGAAAGAGGAGGGGGAGGAGGAAGAAGAAGAGGAAGGGGAGGAUGAGGAGGAGGAAGAGGAGAGGAAACACAUGUUUAUAUGUCCCAAUCUCCUGUGAAACUUUUAUCAUGUUUAAGCUGCCGUUAGAAUAAAGCUGCCAGUCCAGAACUCUAUCUGCAGUGAGACACCCUUCAAGGAUCAGGGCAAGAUAAACUCAUUCUCAGACAAGGGAAAGUAGUCCGGUUCAUCUCAGGAAGCCUGAAGUGUAAGAAAUGCCAGAGGAAGCUCUUACGGUUGAAAGGAAGGGACCACAGACGCAAACUUGACUUUUCAAGAUGCAAAAGAGGCAUCCGUAACUGUCAGUUCCUGGGUGGCUCUACAGGACUCUUUAAAUUCUCUAAAUUCUCCAUAUUAAAACACAGAACAAGGUUCUCACAUUGCACUAUUAGGUCUAUGCUCUAAGUAAUAAGAUAGAAAAAGGCAGCCAGGUGGUGCCACACCUUUAGUCCCAGCACUCAGGAGGCAGAGGCAGGCAGGUCUCUAUGAAUUUGAAACCAGCCUGGUCUGCAAAGUGAGUUUCAGGACAGCCAGGACUACACAGAGAAACACUACUAGAAACGAUAUUUUAAAUAUAAAGAACAGAUGGAUGGUGGACUCAGAGAGGUAUAGCAUGCAAAUUAUGAACAAGUAGAACACCAUACAACUCAGAUAAAGCCAUCAAGACACAGGGCACUCUGGAAAUAGGAGGGCAAUUCCUACUGAGAAAAGGGCCCAUAACCACAAUGUGUAUGCACUUAAUAUCAGCAGAAUCAAAAGUCAUCCCCAGCCAGCAUUGGAGAGAACUUGUGGAAGACACACGAUUUGAACAUUAAUGGCAGAAAUAACACCAACCUUACAAAUUAUAUGAAAAAGGAAGGAGGCAGAUCACUCCUUAGCUGUCUUCAGUGCCCAGCAGGCAGUGCCAUGGGCUUCACAGUCUGCUUCUCAAGAACAUAGAAGUGGGGAAGCAGAGUGAGGCACGAGUUAGAGGACAUUAUGUCAGCACCAAGAAGUACAAGGUUGGUUGAAUCCUCGGAACUUGCUAUGGAGAUCAGGCUGGCCUUUGCUCCUGCAUGCUGGGAUUAAAACCAUGACUUAAGGUGCACCUAAGCCUGUGCUGUUGCCCAAUGGUGGGAGCAAAGCUGGAGGCCUGCUCUUAGCUCUGCUCAGCACUCUGUAGGUAUUCUUAGGCGCUGUCCUACAGCACAGUUCACCUGCAGGUAAGAUGGUGGCUGUUUGUUUUGGGCUUUGCUUUGUGUGUGUGUGUGUGUGUGUGUGUGUGUGUGUGUGUGUGUGU